UAUCCGUUAUGUUAUGAUUGUUAUGUCACCAACCGAAUGAGAGUCGGGUGACAAGUUUAAUAAAAAAUUCAUUAAAUUAAAACUAAACUUACAAAUACCUUGACAAAUCUUAAGAAAACCUUUGUAACCAGUAAAAUGGCGCUUCGCAUUGUUCAGCGUAAUCCCUUAAAAUGGGCACAGCAACUUGCCAGGGCUCAAUCAACUAUGUCCGCUUUCGAAAUCCAACAUAAAACUCCUCUAAUUAAAAAACAAGCAGCUAUUCCUGUUGCUAUGUAUGGGGGUCGAAAUGCAGUCACAAUGCUUCCAGGUGGAGGAAUUGGGCCUGAGCUUAUGGAAUAUGUCCGUGAAAUAUUUAAAUAUGCUGGAGCACCUGUUGACUUUGAAGUAAUUGAUAUUGACCCAACAGAAGAAACUGGAGCAUUUGAAUAUGCUAUAACCUCUAUUAAACGAAAUGGAGUUGCUAUAAAAGGUAAUAUUGAAACUAAAAGUGAAGAUGCAGGAGUAAUUUCAAGAAAUGUAGCCCUCAGAAAUGAAUUGGACCUUUUCGUUAACAUUUUGCACUGCAAAUCUUUUCCAACUGUUCCAGCUCGUCAAAAAGAUAUAGAUAUUGUUAUUAUCAGGCAAAAUACUGAAGGAGAAUAUGCUAUGUUAGAACAUGAGAGUGUUGAUGGUGUGGUGGAAAGCAUGAAGGUAGUAACAAAAUCAAAUUCUGAGAGAGUAGCCAGAUAUGCUUUUGAAUUUGCUAAAAGAACUGGAAGAAAGAAGAUAACUACUAUUCACAAAGCCAACAUUAUGAAAUUAUCAGAUGGUCUUUUUCUGGAAACUUCAAAGCAAAUUGCCAAAGACUAUCCAGAAAUUGAACAUAAUGAUAUGAUUAUCGAUAACUGUUGCAUGCAGCUUGUUUCAAAACCACACCAGUUUGAUGUUAUGAUCAUGACAAAUCUCUAUGGUAGCAUAGUUUCCAAUGUAGUCUGUGGUCUAAUUGGCGGUGCUGGCAUUUUGUCAGGAAGAAAUUAUGGAGAUAAUUAUGCUGUCUUUGAACCUGGUACCCGUAAUACUGGCACAGCCAUUGCAGGGAAGAAUGUAGCUAAUCCCCUUGCUAUGGUGAAUGCUUCUAUUGACAUGCUUAAUCAUCUGGGACACAAAACACAUGCUAACCUGAUUCAGAAUGCUAUGUAUAAAACUAUUGCUGAAGAUCAUUUACUUACUCCAGAUUUGGGUGGUACAGCAAAAAGUACAGAUGUAGUGCAAAGAAUUAUUGAUCAUAUUUUACAGGCUGACAUAAGGCCCUGAAUCUGCUGUCUUCUGUAUUUGGUGAUAUCCACCUUUUUUUUUCAGUGUUACAGAAAACUGUGUAAAUAAUAUUUAUUGUAUGCAUACUUAUUUUAAGAUCUUAUGUUAAUAAAUUAUUUGUUUCUUUUUCAUAA
This is a messenger RNA of Anthonomus grandis grandis, 1427 nucleotides long. RefSeq names its product isocitrate dehydrogenase [NAD] subunit gamma, mitochondrial (gene Idh3g). NCBI's taxonomy places the organism in Eukaryota, Metazoa, Arthropoda, Insecta, Coleoptera, Curculionidae. Bases 136 to 1293 code for a protein of 385 amino acids. Gene Ontology annotation, cellular component: mitochondrion. The transcript has 8 exons. Gene Ontology annotation, biological process: isocitrate metabolic process; tricarboxylic acid cycle. The record is from RefSeq and is a predicted model, not a curated record.